AGACAAUCAAAAGUCCCACAUCACAGACAAACAAAGAGUAAAAAAAAAUGUACUGGACAAAACCACUCAGCAAUUUGAUCCUGACCGUGGACAGCAUUUCACUGCUGAUUGGCCUCCCUGCCAACCUGCUGUCUCUCUACACCUUUGUUCUGAAGCUAAAACAAAAAGCUAUGCCUCUUGACGUAAUCCUGCUCAGCCUGACCAUCUCAAACCUUAUCACUCUCAUCUUCCUCCCGAUCCGCAUGAAAGAGGCGGCCGACAUGAAAUGGACACUGAGCUACUUCCUGUGUCCUCUAGUGGGAUACAUCCUCUACACCACCAUCUACAACAGCACCUUGCUUAUAACAGCUAUCAGUGUGGAGCGCUAUCUGGGAGUGGCCUUCCCCAUUAAAUACAAACAACAACGGAAUCCUCGCAAUGCCGUGGUCGCUGUUGUCUUAUUCUGGGUGAUUACUCUGGCCCAUUUCAGUGUCAUCUACAUUGUACAGAAUCAUGAAACUCAUAAUGGAACUGAACCGAACAGGGACUCCUGCUACACCACGUUUAACGCUAAGCAGUUGAAGAUUAUUUUGCCCUUCUGGCUAGAGUUGUUCAUCGUACUUUUCUUCAUACCUUUUAUGAUCUGCAGCUUUUGCUACAUCAAGUUUAUUCUCAUCCUCUCCCAGUUACCUAACUUCAACCCUAAGAAGCGCUGCAGGGCCAUUGGAACUGUCAUAGUCACCUUUCUGGUCUUCAUCAUUUGCUUCAUGCCUUAUAAUGUGUCCCAUCUGGUGAGUUUUUCUGGAUGGUAUGUUCCCAAUUGGAGAGUGUACACUCUGCUUCCCAGCACCUUCAAUGCCUCUUUGAAUCCCUUCAUCUUUUACUUCUCAUCUUCCUUGCUACGAAAGACUUUUGCCCAGUGCGUAGGAAGACUCAUUAAAAAGCUUCAAGAAUUCUGCUUCUGGAGAUGGUUCAAAUACCUUAAAUUUAAAGAGAAAUUUCAGAAUUCCAGCGAAAGUUCUCAAUGAAUGCCAUUUCACAGUGUAGUAUUGCAGACAGGACUGAUCAUGACACAGUGACUAAUUUUAUUAGUAUGAAGUGCUACAGUAGCUCAAUGGUUAAGGUGUUGGACUACUGAUCAAUAUUGAGUUCAGAUUCCAGGACCACCAAGCUGCCACUGCUGGACUCUUGAGCAUAGUCCUUAACCCUCAACAACUCAACUUGAUAAGUGAAAUAAAUAUAAGUCACUCUGGAUAAGGGCUUCUACCAAAUACCUUUUUUUUAAUAGCAAUAGUACAGAACUAAACUUCCAAAUUUUCCCAUAUUCAAGCAAAGUCCAGUGAUGGAUAUCAACAUGAACAUGGUAUAAUGAGGAAUAUGACAUUUGAGUGCAUUUGUGUCUAGUAUUGCUCAGUGUUUUCUUUUCAACAGAGCUUGGAUAUCAGAGCUUAAACAUGUGACGUGGGUUCUCAUCUUCAUCUAGAGAUGGAAACAUAAUGAAAGUUUACAGAAUGUAAUAAAAAGCCAGUGCAUGAAGAAUUAUUUGUGAUUUUUCUGUGCAGUAUUGUAGAAUACAUCUGAAUAAUUAUGCAGUAUUAUAAUACAUGUAAAUAUUAUGUUAUAUCACUUUAAUUUAUGGCUGGAUGUUAAAGACCAUGUCCGCUACAGCUUAUAUUAGAUUACUGCAGAUGUUGUACAUGCAAAGUGAUGUGUUUGAUAGAAUUAAAAAAAAAAUCAACUCUUUUUAACCUAUUAACAAAACAACAAAAUAAACAACAAAUGAUUUAAAUUUAAAUCUACACAUGGGAGAAAUUUUGUAUUUUGUAUAUUUCUUUUUUAUUUUAUUACGAACUCCUCUAUUUUAGUGUCUAUGCAAUUAUAUAUCUAUAUCUAUGUAAUUAAUCAGAAUAAUUUUUUUUUAAUUGUUGAACAAAUGUUACAUAAAAAGUAAUUGUUUCACAUUUUAACAUUAAACAUUGCUUGUUUUGGAAUUUGGACAAUUUUCUGGCACAUAAAUCAUGUCUAUAUAAUAAAAUUAAUAUCAAUUCCAGGAGUGGAAAGAGAAGUGAAGCAAAUAAAUGGAAUGUUUUUCUUACAUUUCGCACAAGAUCGCAUAAAUCUUACAUGCCUGUAAUUCUCCAUCAGUGUUUAUAUUUCAUGGUCUGAAUCACUGUGUACAGAUAAAAAUAUUGCAUAAAGCUAUGAUCUAAAAAAAACCCUCACAGUAUCCCUAGAAAGAGGAAAUAACUG
Tachysurus vachellii is the source of this 2229-nucleotide messenger RNA. Its product is annotated as free fatty acid receptor 2-like. Gene Ontology annotation, cellular component: plasma membrane. The record is from RefSeq and is a predicted model, not a curated record. Gene Ontology annotation, molecular function: G protein-coupled receptor activity. Gene Ontology annotation, biological process: cellular response to fatty acid; G protein-coupled receptor signaling pathway. The transcript has 2 exons. NCBI's taxonomy places the organism in Eukaryota, Metazoa, Chordata, Actinopteri, Siluriformes, Bagridae. Bases 48 to 1007 code for a protein of 319 amino acids.